Messenger RNA from Carcharodon carcharias (great white shark), 1207 nucleotides. RefSeq names its product leucine rich repeat containing 3B (gene lrrc3b). Gene Ontology annotation, molecular function: protein binding. The coding region runs from base 374 to 1153 and encodes 259 amino acids. The record is from RefSeq and is a predicted model, not a curated record. Lineage: Eukaryota; Metazoa; Chordata; Chondrichthyes; Lamniformes; Lamnidae. The transcript has 2 exons.
AGGUGUGUCCAUGGAGAGGAGAGCGGUGCUUUCUCAUCCACUACUUGUUCGCAACAAGCUGAAUCGUGACGAUUAGGGAUUUUCUUCGUUAAAGAUGCAAACAGUGCUUUAUUUCCGCGCAGGUGAAACGAUGCGAGGAAACUGAGCUGAGCAGAAACCCUGAAAACGGAGGACAGCUUCUUGGGGUCUCCCCCCCCCUCCCCCCGUCACAUUGGUAUAAUACUUCUGAACAUCAUUAACGACAUAUAAAGGUGGACAACAUGUGCAACUUUACCAUGGUGUCUAAAUUGCUUACUGAAGAGAAAAAGAAUUAUUAUCACACACUGUACGUUAAUUGAAGUAAUUGGCCAUGUGAUUAUGCAGACAUCCCAGCAUGAAGCUGAUGGACCUAUUCCUAGCUCGCCCCCUCUCUAUGUAUUUUCUGCUGCAGAGUUUUGUGCUCCUGAUACUGUGCUUUCACUCAGCCAGCAUGUGUCCAAAAGGCUGUUUGUGUUCUCAUGUCAGUAGCUUAAAUGUAAGCUGCAGCAAUGCGAAUCUUAAAGAGAUUCCUAAAGACCUUCCUCCUGAAACUGCUUUACUUUACUUAGAUUCAAAUCAAAUAAGGUCUGUUCCCAAUGAGAUUUUUAAGGACCUGCACCAGCUCAAAGUGCUUAAUUUGUCCAAAAACGUUAUCGAGUCCAUAGAAGAACAGGCAUUCAAAGGGGUGGCUGACACCUUGCAGACUCUUGAUCUUUCGAACAACAAGAUUAAAAGCGUACAUAAAGACACAUUCAGCAAACUCAAAGGCCGGGCGCAGUUUUCUGACAACCCAUGGCACUGUGACUGCACCCUCCAGCAGGUGCUACAUGGCAUGCCCUCUAACCAUGAAAUGGCCAGCAACAUUAUCUGCGAGACAGCAGCUUUGAAGGAACAUACUGGGAAAUCCUUUAUCAGCGCUGCAAAUGAGGCUGACCUCUGUAAUCUGUCUAAAAAAACAACCGAUGUGGCCAUGCUGGUCACUAUGUUUGGCUGGUUUACCAUGGUGAUCUCCUACGUGGUAUAUUAUGUACGUCAGAACCAAGAAGAUGCAAGAAGGCAUCUUGAGUAUUUAAAAUCGCUUCCAAGCAAGCAAAAGAAGCCAGAAGAAUCAGAUGAUAUUAGUACUGUACUGUAAUUUGUUCAAUUAAAGAAAAAGUUUUGAAACGGAGUUUCUUAAGUGUAUAUUUAA